AUGGGAGCCUCAACAGUUGCUGUAAAACCAACACAAGCUGCAGAAGUUGAAAUACAGGCUGCACUCUCCAAGAAGACACCACUACCACAUACAGAAAAGAAGAAAGUAGCCUCAGGAAGUACAGAAUCUAUGUCAUCUCCUGCUGAAGUGGUACCAAGUACUUCAAAACAGCGAGGUCGCAUAAAUUCUGCAGAAGGUCAUGACAGAAGGAGCGGCGGUGGCACCCGGCUGAAGGAGCGGCCGAUGCUGAUCGUGAGGGUCAGCGACGACGAACAGCUGCGCCGUAUCUACGAUUUCGGAGACGAACUCGGCCGCGGACGAUACGGGGUGGUCGUGCAGGCUCGCGCCCGCCUCACUCGCAUGUCCUGGGCCAUCAAGGUCAUCAACAAGAGCCAGGCCAAGUACCCUGGAAUGAAGUUGGUGGAUCGAGAAAUUAGAAUCUUGCGCCUCAUUACGCAUCCAAACAUUAUCCACUUGGAGAAGGUCUACGAAUCGCCAAAGAAGCUGUACCUGGUGUUCGAACUUUGCUCGAGCACUCUGGCUCAGGAGUUCAGUGAGCGCCGGCAGUUCAGCGAGGCGGACGCCCGCGAGGUGAUCCGCAAGCUGGCCAGCGCGGUCGCCUACCUCCACAGAAACGGCAUCGUGCACAGGGACCUGAAGCUGGAGAAUAUCCUGCUGACAACGAACCCGGCCGACCCGGAGGACAAACUCUACAUCAAGGUGACUGACUUCGGGCAGAGCGUCGUCCGAAGCGGAGUCGCCCACGACCAGAUGCUGCACGAGCGCUGCGGCACCAUGGCCUACAUGGCGCCCGAGGUGCUGGAAUCGCGAAUGUACUCGCACCAGUGUGACGUCUGGUCCAUGGGCGUCAUCACGUUUGUGCUGCUCGUCGGCGAGUUCCCAUUCACCGGUGACAAUCCCGACCAGCUCAAACAGCGAGUACUCAACGACGAACCUCUAUUUGUCAGCAGGCCUGGAUAUGCAGGGAGAACAAACAUCAGAGAAAAUCCAGGAAAUCUGGCUACAAGACAGGCAAUGCUCAUAUUCCAGGUCAACAUCUUGUAA
Molecule: messenger RNA, 1065 nt
Organism: Schistocerca serialis cubense
Lineage: Eukaryota; Metazoa; Arthropoda; Insecta; Orthoptera; Acrididae
Product: serine/threonine-protein kinase 33-like
Exons: 7
Coding region: 1-1065 (354 amino acids)
Biological process (GO): protein phosphorylation
Molecular function (GO): ATP binding; protein kinase activity
Source: RefSeq, a predicted model, not a curated record